Molecule: messenger RNA, 798 nt
Organism: Trichoderma breve
Lineage: Eukaryota; Fungi; Ascomycota; Sordariomycetes; Hypocreales; Hypocreaceae
Exons: 3
Coding region: 1-798 (265 amino acids)
Source: RefSeq, a predicted model, not a curated record
AUGGAGACUUAUAAUGAUACUGAAAGCUUCUGGUCGGAGAUGUAUGAGGGACUGCCACCACCAUCGUCAAGUCCCCCUGUUCCAGCGAUGGCAGCGAUGGAGAGACAGUCAACUCCCUGGGAAACGCUUCAAGCGUUUGAAGACGAACGGCUCUCCACAAACAGUUCGGUCAUGAGAGUGUCCCUCUAUGGACCUUUUUAUGCUCACCUGCCCAACGUUUACCUUGAUUGGGAGCUCGAAAGCUAUGUUUACCGGGUUCUGGGGAGCAAAUGCUAUGGCCUCAAAUUGCCAAAGCCAAGUGUCCUUCAACAGCAUAUCCAGAGUCCAUACCACAUGAAAUAUAACGAGAUGCAAGCUCCCCGACAGCAAACACCACCCCCACUGACAAACUAUGUCCGUCAAAAUACCGAGGCUGCACCUAAGGAGGCGACAACUCCAAGCCGUCAAUACAUGCCUACAGAAAUUGAAGAUAGUCAAGCUGAAGAUCUUUGGACAGCAAGUCCUACUUCUAUCCGUCAAAAUACCGAGGCUACACCUAAUGAGGCGACAGCUCCUGUCGGACCCCUGGACAGUCAAGACAUACCUGCAGUGAUCGAAAUCCUGGACAGUCAAGACAUACCCACAUUUAUCGAACUCCCAAACAGCCAAACCGAAGACCUUUGGUCAGAAACCUCUACUCCUGUCCAUCAAAAUAUCGAGCCCACACCUCAUGAGGCGACAACUCCUGUCCAUAUCCUGGAUGGUCGAUACACACCUACAAUCAUCGAAAUCCCGGACAGUCAGGCUGAGGAUCUUUAG